CCCACAGACAGCCACCAUAAAAAUUAAAACCACGCCAAAACUAGCCAAUCUGCCAUGGAAAAUACCCAAGAGCCACGACUCCAAGUAGCCAUGGUUCCCACUCCGGGCAUGGGUCACCUGAUCCCACUCGUUGAGUUAGCCAAGCGACUCGUUCACCAUCACAACUUUGCCGUAACCUUCUAUGUACCCAGUGAUGGCUCCUCCAUGAAACCCCAAAAGCAACUCCUUCAGUCUCUCCCCAACUCCAUUUCCACCAUCUUUCUCCCUCCUGUGAGCUUCGAUGACCUUCCAGAGGAUGUCAAGAUCGAGACAAGGAUUGCUCUGAGUCUCACGCGCUCCAUCCCAAAUCUAAGAGACUCCUUCAAGGUAUUGACCGAGUCAACUCGGGUGGUGGCCAUGGUGGUUGACUUAUUCGGCAUGGACGCAUUUUCUGUAGCUAGAGAAUUCGGCAUCGAGCCAUACAUUCUCUUCCCAAGCACCGCCAUGGUGUUGUCUCUAGUCUUUCAUAUACCCAAGCUUGAUGAAAUGUUUGCCGACGAGUAUAGGUAUUUGCCUGAACCGGUCAAGUUACCAGGGUGCGUCCCGGUUCAAGGGAUCGAUCUGAUCGACCCGAUUCAAGAUAGGAAGAAUAUAGCCUACCAAGCGGUUCUCAGCCUCUGUAAGGGUCACCGAUUGGCUGCUGGGAUCAUGGUUAAUAGCUUCAUGGACUUGGAACCGGAUGCUUUCAAGGCUUUGAUGGAUCCAACAUCGAAUCUACCACCGAUUUGCCCCGUUGGACCACUGGUACAAACCGGUUCAGUACACCAAGUUAAUAAUGAUAAUAGUAAGUGUCUGAAAUGGCUGGAUGAACAGCCUAGUGGGUCGGUUCUCUACGUUUGUUUCGGAAGCGGGGGGACUCUUUCUCAGGACCAGGUAAAUGAAUUGGCGAUAGGCCUGGAAAUGAGCAGACAAAGGUUUUUAUGGGUCGUAAAAAGCCCACAUGACAAAGCUACAAACGCCACUUACUUCGGCGUGGACAGUAUUGGAGACCCUUUUGAUUUUUUGCCUAAUGGAUUCCUGGAAAGGACUAAAGGCGUGGGCCUGGUGGUCCCGUCUUGGGCCCCUCAGGCUCAAAUACUGAGCCGUGGCUCGACUGGAGGGUUCGUGACUCACUGCGGCUGGAACUCGACCUUGGAGAGCAUUGUGCACGGGGUGCCGUUGAUUGCUUGGCCUCUCUACGCUGAGCAGAGAAUGAAUGCAGUGCUCUUAGCCGAUGAUUUAAAGGUGGCAUUGAGGGAACCCAGAUCGGGUUCCUCACAAGGAACCGAGCUCUGGGUUCGAGAACCCAUAGUUCUCGAUUUCAUCGUGUUCCAAGCGUAUGAAGAGGCGCUUGGCGUUCUGCGUAAGCUUUCGUUGUCGGAGGAUCAAAACAGUACAUUCGAAAUUUUGUCAAAAACAGAGUGCGUGAAAUCAAUGGCAAUUAUCCUUCAAAGAGGAAGCGUCGAAACGAGGUUCGAUGCGUUAACGAUUUUCAAGAAAAUGGCGAAGACUACUUCUGGUUACAAUUGGAAUUUCUUGCUUCAAGAUUAAGGCAUAGAUUUCUUCAAAUCUCUAUUAGAGUUGGUUUCCAACGAGAUUUGCAGCAAGGCGAGUUCAUGUGCGCUGGAGUUUCUAAUCGAGAUCUUAGAAACGUCAAAGAAGAGCUGAUUCAAGGUGAUAAAGGAACCCUCACAAG
Rubroshorea leprosula is the source of this 1714-nucleotide messenger RNA. The record is from the annotation of a GenBank genome assembly. Lineage: Eukaryota; Viridiplantae; Streptophyta; Magnoliopsida; Malvales; Dipterocarpaceae.